Molecule: messenger RNA, 3645 nt
Organism: Onychostruthus taczanowskii (white-rumped snowfinch)
Lineage: Eukaryota; Metazoa; Chordata; Aves; Passeriformes; Passeridae
Gene: TBC1D25
Product: TBC1 domain family member 25
Exons: 6
Coding region: 195-3128 (977 amino acids)
Biological process (GO): activation of GTPase activity; regulation of autophagosome maturation
Cellular component (GO): autophagosome
Molecular function (GO): protein binding; GTPase activator activity
Source: RefSeq, a predicted model, not a curated record
GCGGCCGCAGGACGGGCACGGGCGCGGCGCGGCUCCGGAUCCCCCCCGACAAACGCGCACCGUCCGGCCGGGGGGCGCGGCGUGACGUCAGCACGGUGACGUAACACCAGCCCCCCCGCUUCCCCGGCUCGGGGGGGCGGCGGCGGCGGCGAAACCCCCCCAAAACCCCCAACCCCCCCCGACCCCGCCCCAACAUGGCGGCGACAACGGGGGGCGGGGCCUCGCCGGGCGGCGGGGGCGGGGCCGCGCUGGAGGAGGAGUGCGAGGUUGUGCGCGUGCGCGUCAAGAAGAACGAGGGGCAGCAGCCGCCCGAGUUCCGCUCGUUCGCCGUGGACCCGCAGAUCACGUCGCUGGACGUGCUGCAGCACAUCCUGGCCCGGGCCUUCGACCUGCAGGGGAAGAAAAGCUUUGUUCUGAGCUUCGCAGCGCGGGACGGGCAGGGCCAGGACACCUUUGUGCCUCUGCUGAGCGAUGGUGACCUGGCCAACGCCUUCACCUGCGCCCGGCCCACCCUGAGGCUGCGCCUGGACGUCAGGAACCCCCCUGACAGCCCGCUGCUGGAGGACUGGGACAUCAUCAGCCCGCGGGAGGUGGCGGCGGCCGAGCCGGUCCCCGAGCGCCGCUCGCUGCUGGCGGCAGCCCUGCCCUUCACCCAGGCUCUGCUGGCGCAGGUGGGCCGGACGCUGGCGCGGGCGCAGGCGGCCCUGGCGUGGCCCGAGGGGACCCCGGCCGUGUCCCCGCCCCCUCCCCCGCCCCCACCCUGCGCCCCCCUCAGCGACGCCGACCUGAGGUCGUACCUGGGCCCAGGUGGGCGCCUGCUGCGGCCCCAGGACCUGCGGCUGCACGUCUUCCACGGCGGCGUCGAGCCCGGCCUGCGCAAGGUGGUCUGGCGUUACCUGCUGAACGUGUUCCCCGCCGGCCUGACGGGCCAGGAGCGCCUGUCCCACCUGCGCCUCAAGGCGGCCGAGUACUCCUCGCUGAAGGUGGCCCUGGCGGCGCGCGCGGCGCCGGCCGAGCUGGCGCAGGUGGCCGCGGCGGUGCGCAAGGACGUGGUGCGCACGGACCGCGCCCACCCCUACUUCGGCGGCCCCGAGGAGGGCCACCCUCACCUGGCGGCGCUGCAGGCGCUGCUGACCACCUUCGCGCUGGGCCACCCGCGCCUCUCCUACUGCCAGGGCAUGUCGGACGUGGCGGCGCCGCUGCUGGCCGUGCUGGACGACGAGGCCCAGGCCUUCCUGUGCUUCUGCUCGCUGAUGCGCCGCCUGGCCCCGCGCUUCCGCCCCGGCGGCCGCGGGCUGGCGCGGGCCUUCGGCCACCUGCGGCGGCUGCUGCGGCGCGCCGACCCCCCGUUCUGGGCCUUCCUGGCGGCGCGCGGCGCGCACGACCUGCUCUUCUGCUACCGCUGGCUGCUGCUGGAGCUGAAGCGCGAGUUCGCCUUCGAGGACGCGCUCAAGGUGCUGGAGAUCACCUGGAGCUCGCUGCCCCCCGCCCCACCGCCGCCCCCCGAGGGGGUCCCGCUGCUCGGAGCCCCCCUGGGGGCGCGCAGGGCCGGCCGGGGGCUGAGGGAGCGCCGGGGGCUGCGGCCGCGGCCGCCCAGGAGGAGGAGGAGGAGGAGGAACGUGGAGGACGAGGAACGUGGAGGAGAAGGCGCUGGAGGGGUCGUGGAGGGUUCUGGUGGUGGCUUUGGGGGUCUCAAGGGUUCCAGUGAUGGCCCUGAGGGUCCCACGAGCUCCAGUGAUGUCCCAGGCGGUCCCAUGAGCUCCACUGGUGGCCUAGAGGGUCCCACGAGCUCCAGUGACAUCACAGGUGGUCCCACGAGCUCCAGUGGUAGCCCUGGGGGUCUCAAGACUUCCAGUGAUGGCCCAGAGGGUCCCAAGAGCUCUGGAGAUGUCCCCAACAGUCCUGAGAUGUCUAGCGAGGUCUUGGAGAGUCCCAAGAGCUUCAGUGAUGUUCUAGAAGGAUACAAGGGCAUCCAGGAGCAUCCCGAGAGCCCCCAUGAUGUCUCUGAUGGUCCCAGGGACCACCAGGAAGCUCCCAAGAGCUUUAAGAACAUUCAGGAAGGUCUUGAGACCUCCAGCGAAGUCCCCAAAGGUCACAAGAGCGCCAGUGAUGUCCCCAGAGGUCACAAAAGCUCCAGUGAUGGCCCCAAAGGUCACAAGAGCUCCAGGAAGGUCCAGGGGAGACCCCCCAGGGAUGCUGGAGGAGCCCCCGAGGGUUCCAAGGACUUGGAGGCAGGUGGCUCCAGGAAGGUGGAGGAAGGCACCGACGCCCUGGAGAUCGACCAGAGACCACACAGCCUCUGCUGGGGGGCUGGAGAAGACCCCAAAAAAGGACAGGAUGGCCCCAGAGAGGGACGUGACCCAAGAGAAGGACGAGAUGACCCCAAAAAGGGACUGGAUGACCCCAAAGAGGGAUUUGAUGACCUGAGAAAAGGACAAGAUGACUCUGGGAUGAGUCGUGGUGACGCCAGGAAGGUUUACGAUGAUCUCAGAGAAGGACACGGCUUUGGAGAAGGCCACAACAACCCCAGGGAUGACCACCAUGCCCCCAGGGAUGGCCAUGAUGACCCCAAGGAAGGACGUGAUGAUUCCAGACAUGGCCACGGUGACCCCAAGGACAACCACGAUGACCUCAAACAUGGCCACCACGACCCCAAGGAAGAGCAUGACGACACCAAACACGGCCACCACAACCUUGAGGACGACCACCACCACCCCAAGACCACCCGCAACAACCCAACCACCCCCGAAGACCCUUGGGGCGGCCGCUGGGCUUGGGAAGACCCUUCCUCCAGCUCCUCCUCCUCCUCGUGCUCCUCGGGCUCGUCCUCCUCGGACGAGGAGGUGACGGUGGAGGACGACGGGGCGCCGCUGCCGCCGCCAGAAGAGCUGGGCCAGGGGAACCCCUUCCUGCUCUUCGUGUGCCUGGCCAUGCUGCUGGAGCAGCGCGAGGCCGUCAUGGCGCGGGCGGGCGACUACAACGAGGUGGCCAUGCACUUCGACCGCCUGGUGCGCCGCCACCACCUGCCGCGCGUCCUGCGCCGCGCCAAGGGGCUCUUCGCCAGGUACCUGGAGGGCUGGGGGGCCACCGCGCCGGGGGGACCCCCGGUGGGACCUCCUUCGGGGUAGGGGAUGGACUCGGGAGCACCGGUGGGGUAGGGGGUGUGGGGGAGAGAGGGUGGGAAUGUCAAGGUCGCCGUAGGGAGGGGUGUAGGGCAAGGUGGUGAGCCCGUGAAACACCUGAAAGUGGGUCUGAGGUCAUCGUGAGGGGCUCCAGAGUCGCUGGAGGUGUGUAGGACUAGGUGGAGACCCCAUAAAACAUCUCAGAGUGGUCCUGAGAUCAUCACGAGAGGCUGCAAAGUCAUUGGAGGUGUGUGGGGCAAGGUGGUAACCCCACAGAACAUCUCCAGGAGGUGCUGAGGUCAUCGUGAGGGGCCCCAAAGUCACUGGAGCUGUGUAGGACACGGUGGUGACUCCAUAACACAUCUCAGAAUGGUCCUGAGAUUGUCAUGAGGGGCUCCAAAGUCAUUGGGGGUUUGUAGGACAAGGUGGUGACCCCAUAGAACAUCUUAAAGAAGUCUUGAGGUCAUCAUGAGGGGUUCCAGAGUCACUGGAGGUCUGUAGGAGUAGAUGAAGACCCCAUAAA